Arctia plantaginis is the source of this 393-nucleotide messenger RNA. The record is from the annotation of a GenBank genome assembly. NCBI's taxonomy places the organism in Eukaryota, Metazoa, Arthropoda, Insecta, Lepidoptera, Erebidae.
AUGUCCUACCUACCAAGUGAGGUUUUGUAUGGUUCGAUCACGGGACGCGGCGUGGCCGAGCGAGGCGCGGGGAAGCGGGAGGCCCGGCGCGCUCGGCAGUCUGGCGGACACUGGCGCGGCACGAGCGAGCAGGGCCGACGCCGGGGCGUGGCGGUCUGCCCACUUAGGGCGCGCCAAUGGGGAUCAGCGCCGGAGGAGCUGGUCGCCUCCCGCUGCGUGCCUGUGUGCGUGAGCACCACCAGCGGUACCGGCGUGAUGCUGCGCCGCGCCGCACCACACCGCGCCACGUCGCGCCACUACACGCGCGCGCCGCCACACACUCGGUCGUACGUUCCUUGUCGCUGUCACACCAGAGCUCUCCUAUCUCCGAACUCCUGUUCUAUAGCUAACUAA